AUGAUCCUCCUCCCCUCCAUCCGAGCACGUCUCUCCCUCCUCUUGGUCCUUAUCACCCUAAUAUCUCUGGUACUUUACCAACGCAUAUCUCAGUCGAAUAUCGAAUAUGCUUUUCCUAAAGAUGUAUUAGCGGAUUAUACUUCACCUUCAACACAUUGUUUCUGGCCUGAAAGGGGAGCAACUCAGGAGAGUAAAGGGAGUUUAGUGGAUUGGUUGAAAUGGGAAUCAUCACCUUCACCAUCUAUAUCCACCACACAGAACGGGGACGGAGCAGAUGCUUCCGACAAUGAAUUUCAGUGGGAGGGUAAAUUACCUGAUAUAAUACCUUCAAGUGGAAUUGAAAAAUACAUGUUAUCUCAUAUAGAAGAUCUGCAAUCGGGUUGGAAUCCGAAACACGAUUUUGAAGAAUAUGGAUUGAAGUUAGGUAAUACAUCUUUAGAAGGAUAUACAAAAGAACUUAUAUCGACUUAUAAACAAUAUCUCUUACCCUCUUUAGGAGGAGGAGGUGUAGGAGGGUUUAUGGCACCCGUAUUAUCUAGAUUGAGUUUAAGACCACCUAUCCAAGAAUUACCACCUCGACCCAAGCAGGUGAUGACGACUGAUAAAUCUGAUGAAUUACCGUACCAGUUUGAAAGAUGGAAAGAGAUCAUGCCUGAUUAUCAAAUCAAAUAUUUCAAUGAUAAAUCACUCAAGGCUUGGGUUAAAGGUGUUUUCGGUGGGACGAAAGCUGAGAAAAUCUGGGAAAAGUUACCGAGAGUCGUUUUGAAGACUGAUAUAUUCAGAUAUAUGGCUAUGUUAGUAGAAGGAGGUAUAUAUACAGAUAGUGUGAUAGCUGCACCUAUCAUUCACGCCGAUUCAUGGGGUAUACCCUACCAUUCCGAGACCGCCCCGUUAUUGACCCACUUAUCGAGAUUACUAUCUCUGUCAACUUCUCAGCAUCUCCCUUCUUCGCAUCCACUAUCAUCUUUCGCCUCUGAACAUUCGACCGACUCAGUAGAAGGCAUGAUUGAUCUUCCCGUGGACAAAUCAAAGAUUUACGAUGGACCCUUGGUAGAUGAUGGGAACGAAUUGGGAGAACCGGGUUUGGUGGUUAGUGUGGAGAGUGAUGCGAUUGAUUUUGGAUGGACAAAUUGGCGCGAAGUCGGUCUAUCCCGCGCAGUUCAAAUAACUCAAUGGACAUUCAUGGCCAGACCUGGACAUCCUGUAUUCCUGGAUGCAUUAGGUAGGACAUUGAGGAAAUCUGAGGAAAUGGAAAAGAAAGCAAAAGAAGCGGAAGAGAAAGGAGAAGAAUUCAUACCUGAGACUGCUCUCGAAUGGACUGGUCCGGGUGUAUUCUCAGAUUGCGUAUACCGAUACUUGCUAGCUCGAUACGGAUUCAAACCUGGAGAUUUGAUACAUCAGAAAGAACCUAUCCGAGUGGGAGAUGUACUAAUUUUACCCGCCGGUUCAUACUCCAGUGUCAGUCCAUUUACAGACGAAGAGCAAAGACCUUGGGCAGCGAGUUAUCAUGGAUUCUUGGGUCGAUGGAGAGAAUCCGACCCUGCCGUACAAGAGUUCGAACGGCUGAAAAAGCUCAAAGCUGAAGCUGAGGAAGCGGAGCAAAAAGCCAAGGAUGAAGCCGAAGAAGCCGAGAAGAAAGUUAAAGAAGCUGAAGAUAGAGCUAAACAAGCUGAAGAGGAUGAGAGGAAAGCUAAAGAAGAAGCUGAUAGGUUGAAAUUACAGGAACAGGCAGAGGCGGAAGCAGAAAAAGGGGAUGAUGGGAUACCUAGAGGUAGGAUUGGGGAUGUUCCAUUAUCGCCUAUUGGAUGA
This is a messenger RNA of Kwoniella mangroviensis CBS 8507, 1809 nucleotides long. RefSeq lists its product as uncharacterized. Gene Ontology annotation, biological process: protein N-linked glycosylation. Lineage: Eukaryota; Fungi; Basidiomycota; Tremellomycetes; Tremellales; Cryptococcaceae. Gene Ontology annotation, cellular component: mannan polymerase complex. The record is from RefSeq and is a predicted model, not a curated record. Gene Ontology annotation, molecular function: alpha-1,6-mannosyltransferase activity. The coding region runs from base 1 to 1809 and encodes 602 amino acids. The transcript has 8 exons.